AUGGUCUUCUCGUCGUCUCCCAUACACUAUGCGCCCAGUUCCUCCCCUCUCCCUGUUCCGGCGAACAAAAAGAAGCGCCGACUCUUCCAACCGUUUCCCGCUGAACAGCAAUCCAAGAGGACUAAGAUGGUUGGCGGCUUCAUAGCGGAGGACGACGAAGAUGAGGAAGAGCACAACGCUGAAAACAGGCCCAAGGAUAACGACCUACUGUUGCGGACAGAAACAGGCCCAGUCAUUCCUCCACCAAAAGAUCUCACAAGCCUCGGAGGUACAAGUGGCAUAUCACAAAAUACAACGAGCCUACAUACUUCGCCUAGUCCAGAUCUACCUCCUCUCCCUCGCCCAUUACUCAGAAAGCGGCAACACGGAGGUGUAACCCUCCAAACAUCUUCUGGCGCUGCAUUGAAUAUUCCCAUCAGACAAAAGGCCGAAGCUUUGUCGUACGAGAAGACCAUUGCGCAACGUUCAGUCACCGCUGAAGGCCGUGCCAAAAAGGCAUAUUAUGGCAUUGAAAUCCAUAAGCUUAUGGAUGAUGCUAAAACGCUCCAACAGCUUGAUGAGUUUGAGAAGCAGAGGAAGAAGCAACAGCCAGCCACGACUUCGCCCACAAAUGCUAAAUCAACCGGCUCAAACGCAAUGUUACAUCAGAUGUGGACGGAGAAAUACCGCGCAAAGAAAUUCACCGAGCUUGUGGGUGAUGAGAGAACCCAUCGACAGGUCCUUCGAUGGCUCAAAGGGUGGGAUGAAGUGGUCUUCCCGGGAAGUGCAAAAUUAAAAUCAAUGAGAGCCUUUGACGACAAUGACCCAAGCCGGCAACACCGAAAGAUCCUGCUUCUGACUGGCCCACCUGGUCUCGGGAAGACCACACUGGCUCAUGUCUGCGCCAGGCAAGCAGGAUAUGAGGUGCUCGAAAUCAACGCCAGUGACGACAGAAGCCGCGACGUGGUCAAAGGCAGAAUCAAGGAUGCCCUUGGAACGGAGACGGUCCGUGGGAUCAAAGAACAGGGCAAAGCUAGAAAAGCCGGACGCCCUGUCUGCGUCGUUGUCGAUGAAGUCGAUGGCGUCACUACCGGUUCUAGUGCAAGCGGUGGUGAGGGCGGAUUUGUCAAAGCAUUGAUCGACCUUGUACAACUCGAUCAGAGAAACUCCAUGGGCAAGGGAAACCAGGAAGCUCCAAAGGGUAGAAAGAAGGGCGACAAAUUCAGAAUGCUCCGACCGUUGAUCCUGGUAUGCAACGACGUCUAUGCACCUUCGCUUCGACCAUUGCGGACGAGCUCCAUCGCUGAAAUCGUCCAUGUUCGGAAAGCACCAUUGGACAAGGUCAUCGCUCGAGUCAAGUCUGUCUUCGAGAGGGAAUGCAUUGCUUGUGAUAAUGAUGCCGUUCGUCGGCUUUGCGAAAAUGCUUGGGGUCUGGCAAUGCGAAAGCAGAGAGGGCCAGGCUCUCGGGGAUCCGGAGAAGGCGAUAUCAGGAGCGUGCUUGUACAAGCCGAAUGGAUCGCACACAAACUGCGCGCCAACGAAAACAAACCCCGCCUCACGAGGCAGUGGCUCGAACCUCAGCUUGAAGAAGCUCGAACGGGACAGAAAGGCCUUGGACGAGGCGGUGUCCGAGAGGUUGUUGAGCGGAUAUUUCUAGAAGGAGCCGGCUUGCCUAACCUUCCAGCUACUCUAACUGCAGACGACGCGAGACUAGUUGCAGAUUCGAAAAGUAAUCCUGUUGGAGUCGCGAAUCUUCGCAAGCGAGCAGCAAUCACCGCCCUCCGGGAGAUGGUUGACACCUGUGGGGAGCAUGACCGGGUCAUUACUGAAUGCUUUGCCACGUAUCCAACCCAGGUAUUCCAGGACGAUGUACAACUGUCUAAACCAAACGCAAGUUACGAGUGGCUUCACUUUCACGAUUGCUUGUCGAGUCGAGUGUUCUCAGGACAGGAAUGGGAAUUGACGCCCUACCUGAACACCAGUGCCUGUGGGUUUCACCAUCUCUUCGCCACUGUCGACAAAGGUACGGUGGCCUGGAAUGAAGAAAUGCCUGAGGAAGAGGUCAAGGAUGUCCACCCGUUCAGUGGCCUGAAAGCAGACUUUGCCGCUUAUGAGGCGGAAAAGCAGAAUCGUACCUUGCUCACUGAGCUACAGUCGAAUUUCUCAGGGUCCUUGUUGAGAUUGUUCAGCUCUGUGGACGAUAUUGCGACAGAGCUGAUACCGAAUGUAGGUAAGAUGUUCGCGCCAGAUGUGAAGCCUGUCGUGAUCGGAGGUUCUGGGAGCUCCGCCAGUGUCGCCAGCGUGCGGAAGGAGUCUGAGAAGAACUGUAUCCGCAACGCAGUUCGAACCAUGUUGGCUCUGGAUGUUUCAUUCGAAAAAGUCCGCGUGGAAAUUGAGGGCGGCGGUGCUCACUCGAACGGCGGCUAUGCAUAUCGGAUGGAACCACCUCUCGAUACGCUACUAAGUUAUCACAUGGAUAAGUCAAGUUCGGUCACCGCACCAGUCCGAUAUGCAGUUAGACAAGUGCUUGAUCAAGAACUCAGGAAAGAGAGACUAUUGCAAAACUCAGUUGCCCGACACGCUCGCUCGACCAUAUCUGGCCUUAACGGGAUCACUGAUGAAGAAGCCGACAAGGAAAAUGAAAGCCCAGCCGACAAGGCGAGGGGAGCGUCGUCGAAGGACCUUGGAAUCAAGCGCGACUUCUUUGGUCGGAUCAUCAACGAGAGCCGGCCUACAUCAGCCGGUAAAGGCGUAAAGGAGCAGCCAGUAAAGAUAGGGACUAAUGAAAGUCGAGUGUGGGUUUCAUUUCACGAGGGCUUCUCAAACGCCGUUCGGAAACCGAUCACACUGAGGGACUUGCUGGACGGAUUUUGA
Messenger RNA from Fonsecaea pedrosoi CBS 271.37, 2853 nucleotides. RefSeq lists its product as uncharacterized. The record is from RefSeq and is a predicted model, not a curated record. NCBI's taxonomy places the organism in Eukaryota, Fungi, Ascomycota, Eurotiomycetes, Chaetothyriales, Herpotrichiellaceae. Gene Ontology annotation, cellular component: nucleus. The coding region runs from base 1 to 2853 and encodes 950 amino acids. The transcript has 2 exons. Gene Ontology annotation, molecular function: ATP hydrolysis activity; DNA binding; ATP binding.